AAACUCAUUUCACCCUCUCCCUCUUUGUGGAUCAGGAAGGGUCAAGGGCCUACCCAUACACCCUUCUCCCUUCCUCUCUUUUUCACCUCUAACAUCAUGAACACCAUAAAUGUAUGGAUGAUCCUCCUCGUCCUGGCCGUCGCCACAACAGCAGCCGAAUCGAUGUCGCCAUCGCCGUCAGGUGGUCUGAUAUCCUCCAAUGAUACAGGAAUGUCGUUGGCCACAUGUGAAGGGAUGGAUGGGCACUGCUUCGAAGUGGAUGCGGACUUCAUGAUGGAUAUGGAUUCCCCGAGCCAAACCAGGUUGUUGUGGCAGAUGGGGCCGGGGAGGCAGAGGUACAUUACGUACCAAGCACUCAGGGCAAACAGUAUCCCAUGCGGCUGGCGUGGAAACUCCUACUACGAUUGCGAUGCUCACAAGAGGGUCAAUCCUUAUCGCAGGGGUUGCACUGCUGCAACUCGUUGCUUCAGAUACACUCAUUGAAUGAGCAAUCGUGUGGGAUGAUCCGAUCGUGCGUACAAUGUUUACUAAUUCGUGUUGUAUUGGUAAUUGAAGGGGAGAGAGGAUGGAAAUGUAAUGGAAGGAAAAAGGAAGGGACCAAAGGGGAACAGAGAAAUGAUGUUUGUUUGUAAAUUAACUCGUCAAUAUAGUCCUCUGGAUUUAUUGCAAUAUAUGUAAUCGUUAAUCCCAUAAGCGUUAAUCUCAUAACUUCGAAUAACUCUAACUCUUAUGCAUCUUGUGGUGAAUUUUUUGGAUGGAUUGUGCUUUUUCUCUAAUUCCAUUCAUCUAGC
Linum tenue is the source of this 791-nucleotide messenger RNA. Lineage: Eukaryota; Viridiplantae; Streptophyta; Magnoliopsida; Malpighiales; Linaceae. The record is from the annotation of a GenBank genome assembly.